This is a messenger RNA of Truncatella angustata, 1035 nucleotides long. RefSeq lists its product as uncharacterized. NCBI's taxonomy places the organism in Eukaryota, Fungi, Ascomycota, Sordariomycetes, Amphisphaeriales, Sporocadaceae. The transcript is spliced from 3 exons. The coding region runs from base 213 to 539 and encodes 108 amino acids. The record is from RefSeq and is a predicted model, not a curated record.
CACAUUGCCGUAGCUUUCCUACACUAAAAUAUUUGCACACCAUUUAAAAAUGAGCCAAGAAAGGUCCAGUUCAACAUGACGAGUCUAGCAGCACGAGCAAGGAUAUUCGUUUUUGUUUUGCAUAUGCGGCACAUGCCAACCAAGCAGUGUCAGCAAACCUUUUAAAGAUCCUAUUUAUUAAUGUCCCCGAAAAAAAGGGGGGCGAGGGAGUCAUGGGAAUGCUAGGGUGGUGCUGGAAUAAGAGCGGUUUUUUUUUGUUCGGAAUACCAUCCCAACUAAUUCGCGCAAUCCCAAUGACAAGGAAUAAUAACGAGGCUGUUGCCGCCAAUGGCAUGAAUCAAGAUGAUGGAAUGAGUUGCAACGAGCUCCAAGGAGAUGAGGGCAUCUCAAGAAUUUGCAGAUACUAUUCGCUGGUUGGCCACCGGACACGUCCCUCCUCAUUACAUAGUUUAGACCCUGAAAAUAAGGGUCUUAUGGAGGGGUCGUCGGAAGGCCCUGCCACGCUGCAGAUGCGCACGCAAAUAACUUUCCAAGGAUGACCCGCCUUUUGCCAGCCCAUCGAUCUACCUUGGUCCUUUUCUCAAAAUACCAUCUUUGGCCUCCCAAUUUCCCAUAGUUCCCAAACUCCCCUCGUCUGGCCACCCUCACUCGGACGCUGUCGACGUUUUCCGGGUCGCGUUACCGCCCUCCCUUCCCGAGCGACGCCUUGGUGAAGCCGGUUGCCCACCUCAAGAAAGCCGUUUACAUUUACCGCACUUCCAGCGGGCCUCCUCCAGCUCGAAUUCUUAGUCCCACCCAACUUCUAUUUAAAAGCUGAAAGCCAGACUCGUCUAGCCGGUACCCUGCGCAUCGCGCCCCUCCGCAUCGCGACCCUCCGCACUGCGACCUUGAAGACAGGCACAAGUCGGGUCCUUUUUCCUUGAUAUGCUACGUCAUUUCAAGCAUUUCAUCUGCUCGUUGACAUUCUCACUGAAGGAUUGAUCUCGACCAUUCCUGCCGACACAGUCUGUGUCCUACGGGCCUCGUCAACCCUCC